Westerdykella ornata is the source of this 2026-nucleotide messenger RNA. RefSeq names its product class I alpha-mannosidase-like protein. Lineage: Eukaryota; Fungi; Ascomycota; Dothideomycetes; Pleosporales; Sporormiaceae. Gene Ontology annotation, biological process: N-glycan processing; carbohydrate metabolic process. Gene Ontology annotation, molecular function: calcium ion binding; mannosyl-oligosaccharide 1,2-alpha-mannosidase activity. The coding region runs from base 113 to 2026 and encodes 637 amino acids. Gene Ontology annotation, cellular component: Golgi membrane; endoplasmic reticulum. The transcript has 2 exons. The record is from RefSeq and is a predicted model, not a curated record.
GCCGACAGAGGCGCUCUCUCGAAAAACCGUCUCAGCAAUGCAGCGCUCUUCGCGCUUCCUCAGACGUCUGUCGACACUCAUUUGAUACCCUCGAAUUCGAAUAUCCACUACCAUGGCGCUGAUAAAGCGCUACGGCGCUUAUGCGGCCAUCGCGGCCAUUCUCCUCUAUAUGUUUUAUUCCUUGAGCUUCCCCUACGAUGCAUCACAGUCAUUCCAGUCGGGAGAUGCUCCUCGCCGGCCAGAGCAUUCCAAGCCACAGGAAAACCAACAGCAAGAUAGUCAACCUCCACCUCCACCUCCACCCCCACCGAAGCGAUACGACUGGUCCCAGGUCCCGCUUCUCAAUCCCGUCGACAAGCCGACCCCCUUACCAAAAGGCGAACCCCAUCCUCACCCAAGGAUCCAGCACGAGUUCCCCGAGGAAGACGCAAACGCGAAGCAGAUACGCGAAUCGAGACGGGAGGAAGUCCGUAAGACUUUUUUCCGCAGCUGGAAGCAUUACCGCGCCAAGGCAUGGAUGCACGACGAGCUGAAGCCCAUCUCCGGCGGGUCGAAAGAUACGUUUGGCGGGUGGGCGGCGACGUUGAUCGACGCCCUGGAUACGUUGUGGAUCAUGGGGUUCAAGGACGAGUUUGCAUCUGCGAUGAAGGACGUGGAGAGGAUUGAUUUCGGAAAGGUGACCGUCGAUGAGGUCAACGUGUUUGAGACGACGAUCAGACAUCUUGGAGGGCUGAUGUCGGCUUACGAGCUCAGCAAGGAGGAAGUGCUGCUCAAGAAGGCGAAAGAGCUGGGUGAGAUGCUGUAUCAUGCCUUCGACACGCCGAACCAUAUGCCCAAGGUCCGAUGGAAGCCGCACAAGAAGGCGGCCGCCGAGCGCCAGGUCGCCGACUCGGAAGUCCUGGUUGCGGAAAUCGGCUCGCUGUCCCUGGAAUUCACGCGGCUUGCUCAGCUCACGGGGGACGACAAGUACUACGAUGCCAUUGCCCGCGUCACCCAGGUUUUCGUGCAGUCGCAAGAUAACACAAAACUACCAGGCAUGUGGCCCGUCAUAGUCAACGCGCGGAAGCGGCACUUCACAGACGAUAACGCAUUCACCCUGGGCGCCAUGUCCGACUCCACCUACGAGUACCUGGUCAAGGAGCACCUCCUGCUCGGCGGCCUCGAACCCGCAUACCAGCAAAUGUACGAAAAAGCAGCCAAAACGGCCAUCGAGCGCACCCUCUUCAAACCCAUGACACCCGAAACCACAGACCUGCUCAUACCGGGCUUCGUCCGCGUCGAACACGACACCACGAACCUGGAUCCGCAGCUCCAACACCUCGUCUGCUUCGCCGGCGGCAUGUUCGCCCUCGGCGGCAAAGUCUUCCAGAAACAGGACCACGUCGACAUCGGCCGCAAGAUCACCGACGCGUGCGUCUGGGCAUACGCGGCGUCGCCCGCGGGCAUCAUGCCCGAGAUCUCGCACCUGCACGCGUGCGCAAACACGAAAGAUACCUGCCCCUGGGACGAGCAAGCGUGGCACAAGGACGUCGCCGAGCGCGCAAAGCACAGCAGCGGCGGCACCGAGAAGGAUCCCCAGCAGAACAUAGCCAAUCUGCGCCUCCCCAAGGGCUUCACCGCCAUCGACGACAGGAAGUACAUCCUCCGCCCGGAAGCCAUCGAGAGCGUCUUCGUCCUGUACCGCAUCACGGGCGAGCAGCAGUGGCAGGCCGCGGCGUGGAACAUGUUCGUCGCCAUCGAGGAGCAUACGCGCACCGAGUUUGGGAAUGCGGCGCUCGCGGACGUCAGCGCCGAGCAUCCGCCCAAGGUGGAUAGUUGCGAGAGUUUCUGGCUGGCGGAGACGCUCAAGUAUUUUUAUCUCGUGUUUAGCGAGCCGGAUGUUUUGAGUCUGGAUGAGUGGGUGUUUAAUACUGAGGCGCAUCCGUUUCCGAUUCCGCAGCCGAAAGGUGGUAAGCAGGAGGAGAAGCAGGAGGAGAAGCAGGAGGAGGAGAAGAAGGAGAAGGAGAAGUCUGGGGAACAAAUGUAG